Mollisia scopiformis is the source of this 1218-nucleotide messenger RNA. RefSeq lists its product as uncharacterized. The coding region runs from base 1 to 1218 and encodes 405 amino acids. Lineage: Eukaryota; Fungi; Ascomycota; Leotiomycetes; Helotiales; Mollisiaceae. The record is from RefSeq and is a predicted model, not a curated record. The transcript has 2 exons.
AUGAAGCUCUACCACACCAGCUCAGAUCUGUCAAUUACUUCUCCUAUUCGCAUCGACUUGACCCUGCAUCGCGACCAAAAUGGAAUUGACCAAGAGUGCGUAUUCGUAUGGAAUAAGUUCAAAGCUUUCGCACGCACACAAUUCAUUUUACUCCAGCAGAAAGGAGACAUUCUUGAGCAGGUCGAUGUAGGCCAGAAAAACAUCGACCUGCUGCGUGACGAGGAUAACAUCAUGCAAGUGAAUGGCUGGAAUAACGGUCUAGAGCAGCUGCGUCCUGGCGGCUCACAAUGCACCGUAGAAACUCUCCCGGACAACUACCACAAAUUGCUGAUACCUGGGGAGAGGUAUCGAUUGAUUUGGCCAGGAGAGGAGAUUUCUAUGUGGGAUUGGGGCAGCAAACUGGAUCAUGUUGGGAAUGAACUCAAGUCCCAAAUGAUGAGAGAAUCAAAACUACCAAGACUCAUACUACCUGCAUGUGCUGGGGUCGAAUUUACAGCCAAAGAAGAGUUAGAGCCGUGGCCCGAUCGAGCCGAAUAUGAGUCAAAGUUCGGGUUUGUUCGUGCGAAUUUCAAAGAAGCGGAGUGGCGACUAGAACAAAACCCUCCUCCAUCACCUCCACCCAUUUCUCCAUCCGAACGAGUCCCGGAAGCUCCAAUACUGAAAGUAACACUUGAAGGAACCGGAUCUCAUGUGACCAGGAAUUCAGACUUUGUCGUAUCAUCUCAAGUUACCUACGAGAAGCCAGUUGGUGCUACUGGAGAAGGGAAACCAGUCACAUUUCAUAUUUAUGACUUCUCCUAUGCAUAUAGGCUCUACCGUCUCCGAGGAGGUAAGUGGAAACGAUGUGAAACGGAGGAUACUAUGAGGACAGGCUUCAUGAUAGUGGACCUUCCUGAUGAAACAGUCAAGGUCAAUCAGGACAAAGACUUCGUUACCUUGAGACCUGGGGAAUCAUGGACAACUCAGGAGACAGUGCAAAAGCCAGACUACACUCACAUUCCUGAUGACUCAGUUGUGGGAGAUACCUUCCGGUAUGUCUUCAAAGGUACUACAUUGGAUUGGUGGGAUUGGGGAAAUAAAGAAGACCAUUCUGGGACAGAGGUAACGCUACCGUGUUUUCAUUGGGGUAGUGUUGUCAAGCCUGCUGAUAAUGAUGGAAGACCAAAACUGGUAGUGCCUGGUUCGAAUGUGGUGGAAUUUACUAUUGUGGAUGGAUGA